Closterium sp. Naga37s-1 is the source of this 2712-nucleotide messenger RNA. Lineage: Eukaryota; Viridiplantae; Streptophyta; Zygnematophyceae; Desmidiales; Closteriaceae. The record is from the annotation of a GenBank genome assembly.
AUGCCUGCAAUCAUCGGGAUUGCAGCGGGAGGAGCCAUUGUGCUGCUGCUGGUAGCCAUUGCGAUCGGGCUCGCAGUGUGCAAGCCUCGCAAGACCGUGAUUCGCCACGUGCGCGCUGCACCGCCACCCCUGCCAGUUGUGUACAAAGGCGCACCUCCCCCCAUGAUUCCCUACCCGGGAGGCCCCCCACCCCCCCAGGGCAUGGGGGGAGCUGCUAUGGCGGGGGGAGCAGCCAUGGGCGCAAUGGCAGGGGGAAUGGGCGCAAUGGGGGGGAUGGGGGGCGGACAGAUGGGCGGAGGGGGGGAGAUGAUGGGGGGAGGAGCGCAGAUGGCAUCAGGUCCGAACGCCCCUCCUUGGUCUGCAGGAGCCAUGGGGGGAGCGGGGGCAGCGGGGGGGAUGGGCGCAAUGGGGGGAGGCGGGGGGAUGGGGUCAGGGCACAUGGGGGGAGGCGGGGGGAUGGGCUCAGGGCACAUGGGGGGAAGGGUGGCGGGGCAGGCAAGUCAGGGCAGCUCGGCCGGGUCUGUUGCGAAACAGGCGCUGCUUCAGGUGCGUUUUCAGGUGCUUCAGGUGCGUUUUCAGGUGCUUCAGGUGCGUUUUCAGGUGCUUCAGGUGCGUUUUCAGGUGCUUCAGGUGCGUUUUCAGGUGCUUCAGGUGCGUUUUCAGGUGCUUCAGGUGCGUUUUCAGGAGCUUCAGGUGCGUUUUCAGGUGCUUCAGGGGCUUCAGGCGAGUUUCAGGUGCUUCAAGUGCAUUUUCAGGUGCAGCACCAGCAGAGACGGGGCAUGCUACUUGCAGCUGGGUAGACAACAGGCGGAUUGGCAGCAGCAGCUUCAGAGACGUGUAUUCAGGGAUUACUCUUUAGCAGCAAUGGAGCAGGCUACUUGCAGUUGGGCCGAGAACGGGCGGAUCAGCAGCAGCAGCUUUGGGGGCGUGUAUCGGGGGUUCAACCCGUAUAAGGGCGUAUCCCUGGGUGGUGGCAGGGCAACUGUAUUCCGGGAGUACUCGCUACCAGAGAUGGAGCAGGCUACAUGUGGCUGGGCGGAGAACAGGCGGAUUGGCAGCGGCAGCUUUGGAGACGUGUAUCGGGGGUUCAACCCAUAUAACCCCGACGAGACUUGGGCAGUCAAGCGCUCGAGGAUCAUCACCCAAGACUUUCAGCGGGAGGUGAAGGAGAUGGCAUCGAAGCACCACCCAGUGAAGGAGAUGGCAUCGAAGCACCACCCGGCGUUGGUGCGACUGCUGGGAUACUGUAUUGACUUCAACCCCCGCACUCAGAACAUGGAGCAGAUUCUGGUGUACGAGUUUGUGGAUAACUGCGACCUCGAGAAGUGGCUGAGCCAAGACACACCGUGCCCACUGUCGGCAAAGGGGCGAGUGCAGGUGAUGACAGUACCUUCACAGCUUUCCUCAUGCCCCUUGAUGCAUGUAUACCUGUGUGCAUGUCGCUCCUCUGUCCCCUCAGACACACCUCGCCCGCUGACAGCAAAGGAGCGAGUGCAGGUGAUGACCGGCGUGGCGGAGGGGCUGCAGCCGCUGACAGCCAAGGAGCGAGUGCAGGUGAUGACCGGCGUGGCGGAGGGGCUGCAGUACCUUAUGGUGAUGUGUCUGCAGCCCUUAUGGCAUAGCCAGGUGAUCUCUUGCCUGCAGUACCUUAUGAUAUCCCUCUUCCUCUGUCUUCCCACGCAUCUCUUGCCCUCGUCCUGUCUCCCCACAGACACAGCCCGGCCGCUCACGGCAAAGGAGAGGGUGCAGGUGAUGAUAGGCGUGGCGGAGGGAUUGCAGUACCUGCACAGCUUUGGCAUCGUGCAUCGCGACAUCAAGCCCGCCAACAUCCUGCUUGACUCCAAGAUGAAUGCCAAGGUGGCUGAUUUCGGGCUGGCCAAGGUGGCUGAUUUCGGGCUGGUGCGGCUGGGAGAAGGCACGUCAGCUACAAUGGCGUCUACACGAGUGAUGGGCACACCGGGCUAUGUGGACCCUGCUUACUACAAGUCGCAGAAGGCCACCCCUGCCGCCGAUGUUCACAGCUUUGGCGUUGUCCUGCUAACAGUGAUCACGGCUCGCCGGGCGAUCUACGAAGUGGGGGACAAGCAGGUCAACAUCAAGGACUGGGUGCUCCGCUUGUCGACGCAGUCUCCUCCCCCAUUCCAACAGGUGCUCCGCUUGUCGACGCAGUCUCCUCCCCCAUUCCAACAGGUCGCUCCGCUCGCCGACGCGUGCAACGCGCAGGCCUUUCGGGACACGCGCCUGGAAGCAUCCCAUCCCAACUUCACACUCUUUCUCCUGUUGUCCCUCACCCUCUUCCAACAGCAGGUCGCUCCGCUCGUCGACGCGUGCAACGCGCCGGCCUUCCGGGAUCCGCGCCUGGAAGCGCCCGACGAUCUCGUGCUGCGCCGCUGCGCCGUUGCUCCACUCGCCGACGCCUGCAACGCCCCAGCUUUUAGAGACCCGCGCCUGGAAGCGCCCGACGAUCUCGUGCUGCGCCUCGCGCGCCUCGCCAUCGACUGCACCAAGGUGCCCGUCGCGUCGCGGCCGUCCAUGGCACGCGUUCUCGCGGAGCUCAUGGAUAUGAAGGAGGCGUUCUUCGGGCCGGAAACGGACAAGGUGGUUUCGAGUAUCGAUAGGGAGAUUGACGAUUCGAAUAGUCUGGGAAGCCUUACGAUGGAGUUGAAAAAGGCGGAGCAGCUUGGAGCAGGCAGCGGGAGCGGAGGAUUAUAA